AUGGCUGAUUCUACCGCUACCGCUGCCGCUGCUGCCCCGGCGGCCAAACCUCAGAAGCCAGAUGAGGCCCUUUACAAGGAACAGCUGGCCAAGGCCGAGAAGGAGCACAGCGAGGUCAUGACCAAAUACAAAGCCAUCAAGGAGAAGAUUGAGCUCGCCCAGCCGAACAAGAACUCCGACACCCCGAACCCGACCCAGAAGCGCCGUCAGGAAUUGAUCGCCCAGGCCAACGAGAUCCGUCAGAAGCAGGCCGGCGGCAAGAAUACCCGCAACACCAAGCUGGAUCAGAUCAAGCGCAUCGACGAGCAGCUGCGUAGCCGUAUCAACGAGCAGAAGAAUGCCAAGAGCAAGGUCCCCUUCAAGAGCGUCGAGGAUGUCGACCGAGAGAUCAACCGUCUCGAGAGCCAAGUCAACGGCGGUAUGAUGAAGCUGGUUGACGAGAAGAAGGCUCUUGCCGAGAUUAGCUCCCUCCGCAAGCAGCGCAAGAACUUCUCCCAAUUCGAUGACCAACAGAAAUCUAUCGACGACCUGCGUGCCAAGAUCAAGGAGAUCAAGGACAGCAUGGACGACCCGGAGGCCAAGGCGCUCAGCGACCAGUACACCAAGAUCCAGACUGAGCUCGAUGCCAUCAAGGCCGAGCAGGACGGUGCUUACAAGAACCUCUCUGGCCUGCGAGACGAGCGGACCAAGCUCCAGGCCCAGCAGCGCGAGAAGUACGAUGCCAUCAAGAAGCUGAAGGACGAGUACUACGGCGCCAAGAAGGCCUUUGCUGCAUAUGAGCGCGAGGCCAAGCAGAAAGCCUGGGAGCGCAAUAAGGCUGAGCGGGACCGCAUUGUGAAGGAGCAGAAGAAGGAGCGUGCGCAGAAGAUGCUCGCUGAGGCCAGCGACCCGGCGUACCUGGAAGAGAUCCGCCGCGCUAACAGCUUGCUGCACUUCUUCGACCCCUCUCACGUCUCUGCUGAGAAGGCCCCCCUUCUGGCUGACAGCGGCCUCGGCGCCCAGGCUCAGCGAAAGGUUGACGACUCUGGCAUGAAGGGAACCCGGCUGGUGCGCAAGGAGGACCGUGAUGAGGACUAUGCUCCCGCCGUGAAGAAGGGAAAGAAGGGCAAGAAGGGCGGUGCCGCCGAGUCCGCCAAGUUCAACCUGCCGCCUUCCGUCGUGGAGGACUGCUCUUUCAUGAACAUCGACCCUCCGAUGAGCGCUUCUGAUGUCCCGGCUGCUGUCGAGAAGAUCAAGGCUAAGCUCGACCAUUGGAAGUCUGACCAAGCCGCUCAGACUCAACGGAACGUCGAGAAAGCCAAGAAGGAGAUUGAGAAGCUUGAGGCUGACGAGGCCGCCGAAUCCGGUACCGCCACACCCAACGGCGUCAACGGAAAGAAGGGCGAGGACAAGGCCGUCGCCGAUGUGACCGCCGACCUGAAGGACUCCUCACUCGAGGAUAAGAAGGAGGAAGUGGCCGCAUAA
Phaeoacremonium minimum UCRPA7 is the source of this 1464-nucleotide messenger RNA. Its product is annotated as putative nuclear segregation protein. NCBI's taxonomy places the organism in Eukaryota, Fungi, Ascomycota, Sordariomycetes, Togniniales, Togniniaceae. The record is from RefSeq and is a predicted model, not a curated record. Gene Ontology annotation, cellular component: nuclear outer membrane-endoplasmic reticulum membrane network; endoplasmic reticulum; ribonucleoprotein complex. Gene Ontology annotation, biological process: intracellular mRNA localization. The transcript has 3 exons. Gene Ontology annotation, molecular function: mRNA binding. The coding region runs from base 1 to 1464 and encodes 487 amino acids.